UACAAAACAAUCGUGCAAACCCUGAGCAAUCAACAGUUAGCAGAAUGGCCACAUGCGCAAAGUCAAUAAUCAAAUUUAAAUUUAUGUGAACAUAUGAACCGACUCCAUAAUUAUCAACAGAACAAGGAGCGCAUGAAUGACCACUGAACGUAUGUUGUGCAGGGACAGUUAAGGGCAGUACACCUGUCCCAGUUAAUAUUGAGAAGCUGGAUAGUUACAGGAAAGAAACUUCGGAGAUGACGUGGAUAUCUGGUGGUCAUGGACUUGCAGAGUCUCCCUGAUGGCAAUUGGCCCACGGUGUCUGCGCCGAACAUCAAGCCAAAUUAAACUAAAUCUCUUCCGCCUGUCUCUGAUCCGCAUCGCCCCACUCUCGGCAUAUUCCUGUGUCUAAAAGCAUCUUAAACAACACUGGCCUUUCAGUCACUUCCAGUUGGGCCACAGAAUAAGAUGCCAGCCCGUCUCAGUCACUGCCAGUGGGCUAAAGGUGGGAGGUGCCUGCAUGUCUCGGUCGGGGAGGCGGUGUAUCCUCCCUGUACCGGUACCCUCCCCCGUGGGCUGAACCUUCUCUGUGUUCGCCAGCGCCAGACAUUGCCCUCCCUAACCCCGAUCACUUUAUUCUUCGAUAGUCGCCUCACGGCUCACGCUUCAGACGAGAUUUCCGGAUCCCGGAGGCGGAGACGCUGCCUACAGCCGAAAACUUGAAUGAGACGAAGGAGGGACAAAUCAAUGGAGUUACAUAUAAAACUUGCGAACGUUGUGGCCGUUAUUUUGUGGUUCAAUUCUAUGCUAAUGAUCUGUAUAAACUGCACCGAGAUCGACUAUCAGCCUAACAUUGUACUCAUAAUGGCAGAUGACCUCGGCAUUGGCGACGUUGGCUGCUAUGGAAAUAAUACCAUAAGAACUCCCAAUAUUGAUCGCCUGGCUGAGGAAGGGGUAAUGCUGACCCAUCAUAUAGCGGCUGCUCCAUUGUGCACACCCAGUAGGGCUGCCUUUAUGACAGGCCGGUACCCUAUUCGCUCAGGUAUGGACAAUGGUUACAGAGUCCGCGUCCUUAUUUUCACUGGCAGCUCUGGUGGACUUCCGAGAAAUGAGACAACGUUUGCAGCAAUAUUACAGAAACAAGGAUAUGCUACAGGCAUUAUAGGCAAAUGGCACCUGGGUGUAAACUGUGAAACCAGGAUUGAUAACUGUCAUCACCCACUCAGUCAUGGCUUUGAUUACUUCUAUGGCAUGCCAUUCACCAAUUUGUAUGAUUGCAAGCCGGGAGCUCAAAGCAUCAUUUUAGCAGAUGUACAAACCAUUGUCUAUCUGAUCACCGAAGUGGUCUUUGCUGGAUUUUUGACCCUGCUGGCUUUAAGAUGGACCGGCUAUGUAUGCGUUGGUUGGAAGUGGAUUGUAUGGCCUGCGGUGUUUUAUUCCCUGCUCUUUGGAUCUUGGUACAGCAUCUUUGGAUUCCUGAGACUCUGGAACUGUCUGGUCAUGAGGAACCACCAAGUCGUCCAACAGCCAUCAGAUUCAGAAACCCUCUCAACAAGAAUGAUCGAGGAAGCUCUGACAUUCAUUGAAAGAAACCAGAAGAAACCAUUUCUACUUUUCCUAUCACUACUACAUGUUCAUUCUCCCUUCUUUACCACCGAGCCAUUCAUUGGGAAAAGUAAUCACGGUUCUUACGGAGAUAAUGUGGAGGAGAUGGAUUGGCAUGUGGGUCAGAUUGUGAAUUCCAUCAACAAUUUUGGCCUUGCAAAUAAAACUCUCAUCUAUUUUGCCUCGGAUCAUGGAGGUAACAGAGGCUCUGUUGGAGUGAACGGAGAGAUUGAUGGAGGUUGGAAUGGAAUAUACAGAGGUAAAAAGGGACUUGCUGGAUGGGAAGGUGGGAUACGUGUCCCUGGAAUAUUCAGAUGGCCGGGCCAGUUGCCUUCUGGUAGGAAAAUUGAUGAGCCCACCAGCCUGAUGGACAUUUACCCAACUGUUAUCAACCUGGCUGGGGCAUCCUUGCCACAGGAUAGGGUAAUUGAUGGACGUAACCUGAUGGGACUACUGAGGGGCGAGGUGCAGAGGUCAGAGCAUGAGUUUCUGUUUCAUUACUGCGGAAGUGCUUUGCAUGCAGUGCGAUGGCAUCCAAAAGACUCUGACUCUGUGUGGAAGGCUCACUUGUUUACACCUAGAUCCGAAGAUAAAAGCUGCUACCAAACUGAAGCAGGGGGAUGCCAUGCGACGCAGACCACAGCAACUGUGAUUGGCCCGCUUGGUAGCAUCGCAUUUCCGGUUGCUUUUCUCCGCCGUGUCCGUACACUGAUGCGAAAUAAAUGGUUGGAGAUGAUGAACCAAAUCGUCAAAUCUACCUGACGACAUCUCAAAAUAUUUGAAAUGAAGUUCCUCGUCCAUGUCUCUCACGAAGAAACUCAACACAGUGGCAUAGAAACCCCAUCGCCAACUAGCGUUUUGGUGGGGAAUUGCAGAGCGACGCAGACACAACUACACAUGCUCGCUACGGCGUAGGGCUACGCAGAAGUAUAAAUCAAGCCUAUGGCGUAGCCCUACGCACAAGUAUAAAUGAGCAUUAAGUGUCCAU
Mobula hypostoma (lesser devil ray) is the source of this 2572-nucleotide messenger RNA. Its product is annotated as arylsulfatase D-like. Lineage: Eukaryota; Metazoa; Chordata; Chondrichthyes; Myliobatiformes; Myliobatidae. The transcript has 12 exons. Bases 703 to 2346 code for a protein of 547 amino acids. Gene Ontology annotation, molecular function: arylsulfatase activity. The record is from RefSeq and is a predicted model, not a curated record.